AUGUUUAAUAAAUCUCCCGUUCAGAGAGAAAACGAGGACGAAGCGGCGAUGAAAAUCCAGAAAUGCUGGAGAAAAUCGCAUCAAAAACGCGAGGAUUUAGCAUUAAGAGCUCGAGAAAUUGCUGAAUGGGAUGGACUUGUCGAAAUUUCGCAGCACAACGACGAAUUGAUGGAGAAAUUGAAGGAACUUCGCAUUUCAAAAAAUUACGACAUUCAAAAGUUCGACACACUUCUCCGAAUGCCACCUCGUGACGUGAAUGGAUGGCUCGAGAACGAAUUCAAACGAAACCGUCGGCAGAGAAUCACCGAAUCCGACAGAAUUCAACUGCAAAUUGUUGACCGGCAGAAGGAUCAGGCGGCCAGAACAUUACAGCGAUAUGUAUGA
Molecule: messenger RNA, 384 nt
Organism: Caenorhabditis bovis
Lineage: Eukaryota; Metazoa; Nematoda; Chromadorea; Rhabditida; Rhabditidae
Source: the annotation of a GenBank genome assembly